UAUCACGAUACAGUACCAGCAGUAGCUGCUCCUGUAGUGUUGAGGCUUGUAUUAAUGGAGACUAGUGGUCCAGGUGGUUCAGUCUGGGACCGGUUCAAGGACUACUCGGAGGAAGACUUUCUUGAAACUACUCGAGUCCUACUGGCCAUACUUCACAAUGUGAUCCAUGAUCCAGCCAAUGAGAAGAACAGGAGGCUCAGAGCUGCCAGCAAAUUCAUUAAUAAGCCUGGGAUUACUGACCUCCUCAGAAGUGUUGGUUUUGUAAAGAAGGACAGUUAUUUAUUUUUGGAUAAUCUUGAAGAUAAUUUGAAACAGUUACGCUCAUUAAUGAGGGACAUUGUUAGUCGGAGGAGAGGAACUGGUAACCCACUGGGAUGGGACGUUCCCUCGUCUGCACUUCAUUUCAUCAAAAUAAUUGGAUCGUCCAAAUAUGGUGAUGUGAUACAGGGGACUAUAGGAGGACAAGAUGUGGCCAUUAAGACACUCAAUCCUGAGAACAGACUUACUGACAAGAAAUCAUUUAGACAAGAACUUGAUAUAUUGAGUCAGUUGACCCACCCACAGAUUGUAAGAUUAAUUGGAGCAACAUUGCUAUCAGAACCAACCUCAUUGAUCAUAGAGCUUCUGCCUCAUUCAAUGCUACAUUUGCUCCAUCAAGGAGAACUCUGUGAUGUGGAGAUAUUCAGAUAUGCACGUCAGGUUGCCAUGGGAAUGGAAUAUAUUCAUUCUAAGAAUAUACUUCACUGUGACCUAGCAGCAAGAAAUUUGUUAGUCUCAGCAGAAGGUGAGGUUAAGAUAUCUGACUUCAGUACUAGUAGACAGGAGGGGGUGCCCCUGACCAACAGACACUUAAUUAAUGUGAGAUGGAGUCCUCCUGAGGUGUUUAAUGAUGGAACAUUCUCUAAAGAAAGUGACGUGUGGAGCUAUGGUAUUUUAUUGUACGAGUUUGUUACCUCAGGAUCUGUACCUUACGCUAACUUUAGUAACAACCAAGUGCAGACAAAAGUAACAGAGGGAUAUCGUUUAUUACAGCCACCUUGUUGUCUUGAUGAGUUUUAUUCAGUAAUGAGCAAGUGCUGGUCUGUCUCACCUGUUGAUAGGCCAGGGUUCACAUCAAUAGUUUCACUCCUACUUAAUCCAAUGGAAAAAAUGCUGGCAAGUACAAGUGAUGAGAGGCCAUUGAGAUAUGUUAAUAAUUCAAGUGAUGAACCAGCUGUUAGUUUCAGCACCGAGCGGAGAUUAUCAAAGAAGUUCAAAGUAAAGGAGCCUACUUAUCAAUCUGUGGUGACAAAGGGUGGAGGUCUUGUAAGAAUAUAUACAUCAUUAGUUGCUCCAUUCCAUCCUCGAGUGGUUAUAGUUUGCAAUAAGAAGAGCUCAGUCUCUGAUGUGGUCCAGCUGUCUCUUGUCAAGUGUGGUAAAGGGGAUCUGGAUCACAAGAGUUAUGCUAUUGCACUACUCGAUGAUGUCACUGAUCCUAUCAAAUAUUUGGAAUCUGAAGAAAAGAUAAUGACCAUCAAAGGGAACAUGUCACCAGUGGCCCAGUUUGUGUUGUGUGUUAAGACUCCGGAACAAUCUCUGCUGGAUGUAAUCCUCUCCAUUAAGAGCAACCCCUCCUACAGGAAUGCUUUGGAUUAUAAGACCAAAGGUUACCUGGUGAAGAGCGAGUGUCAGCCAUCAAACAACAGUCCCAGAGGAGGAGGAGGGGGAGGGAGUGCCUGGCAGAGGUACUGGUGUAUCGUUGAUGGCUCGAGCCUGCUGUGUUAUCUUGAUGAAGAAGAUGAAGGUAUUAAACAGUUUGAGAUAUUCCUUGACUUCAGAUCAGCCAUUGUGUCUCUUACCACUGACAAGAAGAAUGAGUACAUUAAGGUUGAGAUGACUAAUAAUGAUGUGUAUUUAUUCAAUACGAUUGAUAAGUUGGAUACUCUCCGUUGGAUAGAAGCUAUUGAGGCUGCAACCAGACAAGAGCCGUCCCAGUUCUUAUUGCAAGGUUCUUCAGGAGGUGCUGUAGUCUUUGCUGGGUUUCUAACCUGCUCCUACUAUCCAUCCGUAUCAACUAAUGACCCAGUCACUUCAGUGGCGUCCAUUAGACCAGGAGAAGGCCUAUCUGAUGUUCCUUUCAGUUAUGGGAAGCUCUGGUGUGUGUUGAAAUCCUCUGGUCUCAUACAGUGUAUGGUGGACAGUAAACCAGUAGAUAUAGUUCACAUCAUUAAGAAUAUGAAUAAGAUAAAUGUGUAUAGGAAUGAUGGUGGAGAAUGUAUAAUAAAAAUGACAAAUAGUAAUAGUGAUGAUUUAAUAAUGAUUGCUGACUCAGCAUCAGAGCAUUAUGACUGGGUGCUUAAUAUUGAGAAUAUUUUAUUAAAAAAUAAUAUCACUGGUUUACUUGUUGAUCAUACUAACAAGGAUAAUUCAUACAUCAUUUUGAAAAGAUUAAUUUCAUCACAAAAUGGAAGAGAGGGUAUCAGAGGCUCAGUCCUGGUGUCUCCGUCUUCAGAGUCCCAAGUAUUGAAUGAUGUCUAUUCAUUUGACGGAGGUAGGGUCUCUCCUGACGGAUGUGAAGAAGGAUCGAUACUGGAACUGCCUCCUGUUCCUCCUCGCGGCUCGUCAGCCCCUCCCCCUCCUCUCCCUCCAAGGGACCCUCCUCCUUUACCGCCCAAAAAAGGAAACUCCUUACAACGGAACCGAAGCAGCAGUAACAACAGCUACAUUAGUAUAACUAGCAGCAACGGUUCAAUUGAGGUUAAUGAUGAGUAUGUGCUGAUGCAACCUCCCAGUGUUCCCUCUUCACUGAAACUAACACCAUCACAGUCAACCUCCUGCUCCAUACCAUCACCCAUCACUGAGAUAUCACCAUUAGGACCUGCUGAUGACUACAUGAAGAUGAAUCCAGUUUCAUCCAGUCAUGUCAACUCCAGACCAAUUGCCAUACCAGGCAGUGUCACCAGGUCAUCAUCUUCCGCUGGUAAAAGGUGUGUCCUCUUGCAUUCGAAUUCUGAAACUGAUGGAGAGCCUUCGCAAUUAGAGGUAACUCCGCCUCUUCCUCCAAGGACGUCCUCCCCUCGUCACUUUAGGAAUAUUUCCAAGACCCCAGGGGUCACUCGGUACCACUCAUUGAGCAGUACAGGAGGGGGAGGUCCCAGUCGUACAAGAUCAAACUCAUCGAUAGCAGUAACGUCCUCCUCCUCUUUAACAAGAAGCAGCAAUAAAGGAGUGAGCAUGAGUGAGUGUCUCUCCAUGAGAGAAGUGAAGGAGAAAUUGGGAAAAGGAAUGACCUCCUCCUCCUUCACUGAGAGUGCUUCAAGCAUUGUCAGUUUUGAGUCUGAGAACCUCCUGAACAUCAGCGGAUUAUCCAGUACCAGCUCUCCUCACUCCUCUAUUGAAGACGUGUCUUUGCUAUCACUGCCUGUUGGUUGGGAAAGAGGAUAUUCACAAAAAUCCAAACGUCACUUUUAUUUCAAUGCUGAUCUUGGUAUCAGCAAAUGGAAUUAUGAAGAAGUUCUGCUUAUGUGUGACAAUGAACCUUCAACACAGUUGAAACCUGGUAAUGGAUGGCAUUCGGUCAAUACUGAUGAUGGAAAGGUUUAUUAUUAUAAUGAAGUAUCAAGAAAAACAACUUGGAAUAUACAAGACACUUUAAAUUAAUCAAAAUUUUAAUAAUAAAAGAAAUAAUUAUUUAUACAUUCUAAAAUUGGGUUUAGUGUAA
Molecule: messenger RNA, 3700 nt
Organism: Amphimedon queenslandica
Lineage: Eukaryota; Metazoa; Porifera; Demospongiae; Haplosclerida; Niphatidae
Exons: 15
Coding region: 55-3639 (1194 amino acids)
Biological process (GO): multicellular organism development; protein phosphorylation; positive regulation of kinase activity
Cellular component (GO): signaling receptor complex; plasma membrane
Molecular function (GO): transmembrane receptor protein tyrosine kinase activity; protein binding; ATP binding
Source: RefSeq, a predicted model, not a curated record